Messenger RNA from Leptopilina boulardi, 2786 nucleotides. RefSeq lists its product as uncharacterized. The record is from RefSeq and is a predicted model, not a curated record. Bases 1 to 2652 code for a protein of 883 amino acids. Gene Ontology annotation, biological process: sensory perception of taste. Lineage: Eukaryota; Metazoa; Arthropoda; Insecta; Hymenoptera; Figitidae. The transcript has 16 exons. Gene Ontology annotation, cellular component: neuronal cell body; axon; membrane.
AUGUGGAAUGAAAAAAGCAUUAGUGAAAUAACGCUUAUACGAAAAGAAAAUAUAUUUGGAAUUAUUAAAUGGAAACCAAAAACUUUAUCUCAUUGUAUUUUACCAAUUUCUAUAAUUAAUUGGAUAACAGGAUUUAAUAUAUUGGAAUAUCCCUUGGGAAAGCCUCAACCAAUAUUUACGUUUGUUUACACUUUCUUAUUUGCUUUAUUUUAUUGGUCCUUUAAAUUCUUAAGUAUUUCAGAAAUAAACUUUACUAACUUAACCACGUUUGCCCAAGAUGUAUACACGUAUAUUUUUUAUAUGAAUAACACUAUUGCAGCUAUUUCUAUUUUAAUCAACUGGUGUUUUUACAAGAAGUAUAAAAGGACACUUGAACAAUUGGAACUAGUUGAUGUUGCCUUAGAAUUUAUUGGUUCUUCAAAGAAAUAUCAGAAAAUGUUCAAAAUUUGUCUUUUCGAAGUAAUUAUAUGGAUUGUUACAAUUUUUGUUCUUUUAAUAAAUGACAUAGAAACGUUAAUAAGAACAAACGAUUGGGGCACAUGUUUAAUAAUAUUGGGCUAUUUUCAAGUUCCACUUCAUUGUAAUUCAAUUACUGACUUUACAUUCACUUCAAUGAUCAAAUGUAUAGGAGUGAGAUUUAAAGACAUAAAUUUAGUUUUAGAAAAAAUUUUAAUAAAGUAUGAAAAACCAAAACCAAUCAGUGAAUUUUAUCAAAAAUCUAGAAAAUUAAAAAUAUUAGUUAAGCCAGCAGCAUCAAAUAUAAUAAUCGACAAUCAACAGCAAAAACAAUUGUUUUCAAUAAUAAGGCAACUUCAUUUGGAAAUAUCAAAAUUAUCCAGGAAAAUAAACGAAAUUUACCAAAUUCAAAUUAUAAUAGGAAUGGGUGCACUUUUCUCAAAUGUAAUUUCUCUAUUAUAUCAAUUAUAUAUAACUAUUUUCUUCUCCAACAACUCUUUGCAAUUUAAACUACGAUCAUUAAUUGGUACCUCAUUAUGGUGUACUGUAUUGGGAUACAGAAUUUUUAAUAUUAAUUCCACUUGCGGAAAUGUUAGUAAAGAGUCAUGUAAAACGAGUGAAAUUUUGUGUGAACUAAAAAAUGCAAAUAAUGAUAGAGAAUUCAAUGAUGAGAUUGAACAAUUUUCUCUGCAAUUGUUUCAACAUCCAUUGAUUUUCUCUCCAUGUGGAUUAGUUACUUUGAAUUAUUCAUUUAUCAGAAAUGUAAGUACCCAAAUGUACCCAAAAUUGAUACUUUUCUUUUCAAAAAUUUUUACAAAAAUUUUUUUCCCCCGAAACAAUUGUUUCGACAUUAAUAUUUUUCACUGUGAUUUAAAAUUAGAGACGAAGAACAACUUUCAAACAGAGAAUAUCUACAAAAGUAACAGAAUGAAACAAUAUACGAAAAAAACAAAAAGCAUUCAGGAUGUUGUACAACCAUUACAAUUUCUAAGCUGGAGUUUGGGUAGCGGAAUCAUUGAAAUUCCAAUAGGACGUCCAAAUUUUACAAUAACUAUUCUCUAUUCAUUAAUUAUUUUAACGAUUUAUGCUGUAACUUUGUAUUAUACAAUAAUUAACGAACAUACUAUGUACUUCAACAAAUUCAAGAAUACAGGGAUAUUUCUGCUUAACAUGACAACAAUCGGAAAUGCAUUUUUGGCUAUAAUUUCAAUAAUUUUAUCUUGGAGACGAAGAACGGGAUUAAAAAAAUGCAUUCAACAAAUUGGAAAGGUGGAUGAACAUCUACAAAAGAUUGGAAUACCAAAGGACUAUGAUAAAACGAUGAAACGAGAAAUUUUAAACAUGAGCCUAAUUUUUAUCACAGUUAUUAUUGUAAUGAUUAUAAAUUCAUUCGCCGUAGCAGAUGUAAAAACUGAAACCUAUAUUAGAGUUUCAAUAAUAAUAUCGGUUCAUUAUCCACUGGUUCUAAUUUUUGUGGCAGACACUAUAUUUUUAGUUUUAUUAAGGUCCAUGAGAAGAAAAUUUGUAAGCCUAAAUGCUUUAUUAAGAGGCAUGUCAUCAGCAACUUCUAUGUCCCCUCAAUAUAUGAAGUUGAUUUACCAAAAAACUGAUCUUAUAAAUGCUAAUGGAAAUAAUAAGAAAACUAAUGAUGACUCGCACUUAAUGAAAGAGGCAAAACAGGUUCAUUUGGAGUUAAUAAAAAUUUCCAAAAAUAUCAAUGAAACAUUUGGCUUGCAAAUACUUUUGUCUAUGGGACUUUCUUUAAUUUUUAUAACCGGACUGUUAUAUCUUUCUUAUCUGAUUAUGUAUCAAAAAAAUUUGACAGAGUCAGAUAGAAUUUAUGGAUUAAUUUCUUCGUGUUGUUGGUUAUUCCUUUAUACAAUGAAAAUUUUAUCUAUCAAUCACAUUUGCGAUAGGACAAGUGCAGAGGCACUUCAAACAGGAAACGUAAUAUGUGAAUUACACGAGCCAAUGACAAAUAAUAAAUUUCGUUCAGAGAUUCGAGAAUUCGUUCUGCAAAUAAUUCAUAAUCAAUUAAAAUUCACAGCAAACGAUUAUGUGGCUAUGGACUAUUCAUUCAUUCAAGGAGUUGUGGGAUCGAUAACAACAUAUUUGGUGAUUUUAAUUCAAUUGAGCAGCGACAUAGAACAUGAAGGCUCUACAUUAAAGUUAAAUUCAACAAACCUGCAUCCCUAAAAAGAUUUUCAGCCAAUUACAUCUUUGGGUCUUCUUCAACACUGAAUUGGGUUACAUUGACACUGAUCAUUGGCUCUUUACACAUUGGAGGCGUCACACCGUGAAAUUCAGUAAUUACCAUGCUUAAUCACCAA